This is a messenger RNA of Monopterus albus (swamp eel), 6236 nucleotides long. It is a transcript of the gene chd1, whose product is annotated as chromodomain helicase DNA binding protein 1. The record is from RefSeq and is a predicted model, not a curated record. Lineage: Eukaryota; Metazoa; Chordata; Actinopteri; Synbranchiformes; Synbranchidae. Bases 463 to 5535 code for a protein of 1690 amino acids. The transcript has 36 exons. Gene Ontology annotation, molecular function: DNA binding; chromatin binding; ATP-dependent chromatin remodeler activity. Gene Ontology annotation, biological process: nucleosome organization. Gene Ontology annotation, cellular component: nucleus; chromatin.
GUCGUUACGUCACUGCCCGGGGUUUUCUAGUGAAGUGAAUCCUACGGCAUUAUGGCGGAGGCCGGUUGGCGGAAGACCCUGGAUUGAAAUGCUAGCUUUCUAUCAUCGCAGUUGACCAUCGAACACUAGACUUUGCUUACAUCUAAAACGGAAAAGGGGGCUUACUGGAUAUUUGGAGAGAGUGAGAAACAACACUGCACCACUGUAACCACAGUGAGUCGUUCGGGGCUUCUCUCCCUAAGUGGGAGAUCGCUAACGUUAAGCUAGCGUAAGCUAGCUUUAAUGCUAGCUAUCAGUAGCUGCUAGCUUACUUGUUUAAUAAAAGAAGAAAGGACCUCUGAAGUGGAAAGGCGGAUUCAGAUAACAAUUUCUCUCGAGUUUCCCGGGAAACAACACCAGGUUAACCACGUCGAACAUAAUACUACAGGUUGCCAAGGUGAAGUCUGCAUAUUGGACUUCAACAUGGCUGGACGCAGUGAGGACGAAAGUGUAAGCAACAGCAGUGGAGAAUCUAGUAAUUCUGAUGAUGAAUCCGGAUCGGGCUCAGCUUCAGGGUCUGGCUCAGACUCGAGUUCCAGCUCCUCCAGCAGCAGCAGCAGCAGCAGCCAGUCAGGAAGCAGCGACUCAGGAAGUGGCUCAGACUCUGGCAGCCAGUCAGAUUCUGACACGGAGAAAUCCAAGAAGAAGGUGGAACCACCAAUUAAGUCAAACAUUGAUGGAGCUGAGUUCUGGAAGUCCAACCCAAGUAUCUUGGCAGUGCAAAGAUCUGCUAUGCUCAGGAAACAGCAGCUUCAGCAGCAGCAGCAGCAGCAACAGCAGCAUAAAGAAAACUCCUCAAAUACUGGAUCAGAUGAGGACACAUCAAGUAGUGAUGAAUCUGACUCGUCAAGUGGCUCCAAAAGGAGAAGAAAUUCGGGCUUGUCUGACUCUGGAUCGGGGAGUAGUUCUGGAUCAAACUCAACAGCAGAAGACAACAGUGAUGAAACCGCAUCAGACUAUGAGCCUGGUCACAAAAUCAAAAGCAGAAAACCUCCAACCAAGAUGAAUUUCCGGAAUGGGAAGAAAAGUAGCACCCAGAGGAAGAAAAGCCAGAAGUGUUCAUCCUCUGAGGACGAGGAUGAUAACUACAAAAAAGUGGCAUGUACAGGGCCACGGCGGCAGGCCACAGUCAACAUCAGCUACAAGGAAGAUGAGGAGCUGAAGACAGACUCAGAUGAUCUGGUGGAAGUUCUUGGUGAAGAUGUCCCACAGACUGAGGAGGAUGAGUUUGAAACACUGGAGAAAGUGAUGGACAGCAGGAUAGGAAGGAGGAGAGCAACUGGAAGUGCCACCACUGUAUAUGCUGUAGAAGCAGAUGGGGACCCUAAUGCCAACUUCAGCCCCAACAAAGAGGCUGGUGAGAUCCAGUAUUUGAUAAAGUGGAAAAACUGGGCCCAUAUCCACAACACUUGGGAGACAGAGGAGACACUUAAGUUACAAAACGUCAAAGGCAUGAAGAAACUGGACAAUUUUAAGAAGAAGGAACAGGAAAAAAAGAAAUGGUUAAAGGCAGCUUCACCAGAGGAUAUAGAGUAUUUCAAUUGCCAGGACGAAUUGAUGAAUGACUUGCACACUCAAUACCAGCUAGUAGAGCGGAUCAUAGGACAUUCAAACCAGAAGUCAGCUGCCGGUUACCCAGACUAUCUGUGCAAGUGGCAGGGUUUACCAUACUCCGAGUGUAGCUGGGAGGAUGGUGCUCUGAUUGCAAAAAAGUUCCAGAAAUGCAUCAGUGACUACAUGAGCAGAAACCAAUCCAAGACCAUUCCAUUCAGAGACUGCAAGGUGCUAAAACAGAGACCCAGGUUUGUGCCCAUGAAGAAGCAGCCAACUUACAUAGGUGGGGAUGGACUGGAGCUCCGAGACUACCAACUGGACAGUUUGAAUUGGAUGGCCCACUCCUGGUGCAAAGGCAACAGCUGCAUUCUUGCUGAUGAGAUGGGUUUAGGGAAGACCAUUCAGACCAUCAGCUUCCUCAACUACCUUUUUAAUGAGCACCAGCUGUAUGGGCCCUUCUUGUUGGUUGUGCCUCUUUCUACACUAACCUCUUGGCAGAGAGAAAUCCAGCUCUGGGCCCCUCAGAUGAAUGUUGUGGUCUACCUGGGAGACAUCAACAGCAGGAACAUGAUCAGGACACAUGAGUGGAUGCAUGUUCAUAGCAAGAGACUGAAAUUUAACAUCCUCCUCACAACAUAUGAGAUUCUUCUCAAAGACAAGUCAUUUUUGGGCAGUGUUAACUGGGCCUUCAUUGGAGUGGAUGAGGCACACCGACUGAAGAACGAUGAUUCCCUACUCUACAAGACCAUGAUUGACUUCAAGUCCAAUCACAGGCUUCUGAUCACAGGAACACCACUGCAGAACUCCCUGAAAGAGCUGUGGUCCCUGCUGCACUUCAUUAUGCCUGAGAAGUUUCACUCUUGGGAGCUGUUUGAGGAGGAGCAUGGUAAAGGUAGGGACUCAGGCUACACCAGUCUGCAUAAAGAGUUGGAACCUUUUCUGCUACGUAGAGUCAAGAAGGAUGUGGAGAAAUCUCUUCCUGCCAAAGUGGAGCAGAUCCUUCGAGUGGAGAUGAGUGCUAUUCAGAAACAGUAUUACAAAUGGAUCCUGACCAGGAACUACAAGGCUCUGAGUAAAGGUACCAAAGGUAGCACGUCAGGUUUUCUGAACAUCAUGAUGGAGCUGAAGAAAUGUUGUAACCACUGUUACCUUAUCAAGCCUCCAGAGGACAACGAGUUCCUCAACAAAGCUGAAGCCUUACAGCAACUGAUCCGUUGUAGUGGGAAGCUAGUUCUGUUGGAUAAAUUGCUGGUGCGUUUGAAGGAGCGAGGCCACAGAGUUCUUAUCUUCUCCCAGAUGGUACGAAUGCUGGAUAUCCUGGCUGAAUACCUGAGGUGCCGACAGUUCCUCUUUCAGAGAUUAGAUGGCUCCAUUAAAGGGGAGAUGAGGAAGCAGGCAUUGGACCAUUUUAAUGCUGAAGGCUCAGAGGAUUUCUGCUUUUUGUUAUCAACACGUGCGGGUGGUUUGGGUAUCAAUCUUGCAUCAGCUGACACGGUAGUCAUCUUUGACUCAGAUUGGAACCCACAGAAUGAUCUGCAGGCUCAGGCCAGAGCCCACAGAAUUGGACAGAAAAGACAGGUGAAUAUCUACCGCUUGGUGACAAAGGGUUCAGUGGAGGAGGACAUUAUUGAGAGGGCAAAGAAGAAAAUGGUACUGGACCACCUUGUCAUUCAGAGGAUGGAUACUACAGGGAAGACUGUCCUGCAUACCGGUGCUGCUCCCUCAAGUUCUGCACCAUUCAAUAAGGAGGAACUUUCCUCAAUCCUGAAGUUCGGUGCUGAGGAACUUUUCAAGGAGGCAGAGGGUGAGGAGCAGGAGCCUCAGGAAAUGGACAUUGAUGAGAUUCUCAAAAGAGCUGAGACCAGGGAGAAUGACCCUGGACCCUCCACAGUGGGAGAAGAACUGCUGUCUCAGUUUAAGGUAGCCAACUUCUCCAUGAUGGAAGAUGAAGAAAUAGAUAUAGACUCUGAGCGAAGUCAGCGGAGUUGGGAUGACAUUAUUCCUGAGGAGCAGAGGAGGAGGAUGGAGGAGGAAGAGAGACAAAAGGAGCUGGAGGAAAUCUACAUGCUGCCACGCAUGAGAAAUUGUGCCAAACAGAUAAGCUUUAACUCUAGUGAGGGCCGGCAAAGCAGGAACAGGCGAUACUCAGGGUCUGACAGCGACUCGCCCUCAGACCGAAAGAGGCCAAAGAAACGAGGACGGCCUCGAACCAUUCCACGAGAAAAUAUCAAGGGUUUCACUGAUGCUGAGAUACGAAGGUUUGUCAAGAGUUACAAAAAAUUUGGAGGACCACUGGAAAGGUUGGAUGCUAUUGCUCGUGAUGCUGAACUUGUGGAUAAGUCUGAGCAUGACCUGAAACGCUUGGCAGAGACUGUUCACAACGGCUGUAUGAGAACACUACGGGAAAACCCCUGUGGACCAGAGAAGACCUCAGGAGGCAGAAGAGGGAAGGUGAAAGGCCCUACAUUCAGGAUCUCUGGAGUCCAAGUGAAUGCUAAGCUUGUUAUCUCCCACGAGGAGGAGCUGGCUCCACUUCACAAAGCCAUUUCUGCUGACCCUGGGGAAAGAAGUAAAGCUUCUGCUACGUAUAUGAUUCCAUGUCACUCAAAGGCAGCACACUUUGACAUUGAGUGGGGGAAGGAGGAUGACUCCAGCCUCCUUAUAGGAAUCUAUGAGUACGGUUAUGGCAGCUGGGAGAUGAUCAAGAUGGACCCGGACCUUAAUCUCACACACAAGCUCCUGCCAGAUGACCCUGACAAGAAGCCACAGGCCAAACAGCUACAGACCAGAGCAGACUACCUCAUCAAGUUACUGAGCAAAGACCUGGCCAAAAAAGAAGCUCAGAAGCAAGCAGGAACAGCCAGUUCACGUAAGAGGAAACCAAGAAGUAAAAAAAGCAAAACUUUCAAGCCAACAAAGACAGAUGAGCUGAUGAAGAGCCCGUCCUCAGAUCCAACAUCAGACAAGAUGUCAGACGAUGAGGAUAAAACUGUGGAGGAAAAGACCGAGGUACGUGAACGAACAAAGAAAGCCUCGGACAUGCCUGUCCAUAUAACGGCAAGUGGAGAAAACAUGCCAGUGUCUGAUGAAUCUGAGGAACUAGACCAGAAGACCUUCAGUGUGUGUAAAGAGAGGAUGCGGCCCGUGAAAGCAGCCCUGAAGCAGCUGGACAGACCAGAGAAAGGGCUGUCGGAGCGUGAGCAGCUUGAACAUACAAGACAGUGCCUCAUAAAGAUUGGAGACCACAUCACAGAGUGCCUGAAGGGGUAUUCGAAUCCCGACCUCAUCAAACAGUGGCGAAAAAACCUGUGGAUAUUUGUUUCCAAAUUCACUGAGUUUGAUGCCAGGAAAUUACAUAAAUUGUAUAAGCAUGCAGUCAAGAAGAGACAAGAGAAUGCCCAGUUUUUCCAGGCAAUGGAGCAGAACGCUAGAAGUAUAAACACCCACAGCUAUAAACACGCAGAUAUUGAAAGGCUGAAGGACAACUCUCACCAGGAUGAGAGCAGCAGGGACAGCUACAGCUCAGAAAGGCAUCAGGCCUCAGGUCGAUACCAUGAGAGCAGCAGCACCAAGGAGAGAGACAGCUCAGAAUCAUACAGGAGGAGUGGAGGAGAGUCCAGGAAAAGAGCAUACUCCUCCUUCAGCAAUGGUAAAGACCACCGAGACAGAGAAAACUACCGAACAGACAGCAAGGACAGAGACAGACAGGACAGAUACUACAGUGACAGUAAGCACAGGAAGCUGGAGGAAUUCCGCACCACCCGCCGCCACCACUCAGACUGGCAGACAGAGCAGCGAGCCUCAGCCAGUGCGCCUCGCUCUCCUCGAGACCAGCGCUCACCUUAUGACCCCCGUUCACCAAUGGGACACCGCUCACCUUUCGACUACUCAUCAGACAAUAAGAGCACACCAGAGCAGAUCUGGAGCAGCCGCAAGACAUAACAGGACCUGCCUGGGUCUGCUAGUAGCAGCCAUAGACUCAGAAACACAGCAAAUGCCUUACAGGACUGUUAGCUCCAACCUGAAGCUGUUUGAAGCACUGUGUAUCAGUCAGUUCAGCAUGGCUGUCCUUCUUGCUUCAGUUCAUCUCGCGAACCUCGGAGAUUAACGCCAGUAUGCGGCUCAAACCAGGUAGCAGCUAGAAAAAAAAAAAAAAAAAAAAAAAAAAAUUCAAAGCAUAUUUUUGUACUUAAGAAUAUAAAGCUGCAUUGUUGUGUAAGCUCAACAGUACGCAGCACAUUUUUUUUAUUUUUAUAAACUUUUUUUUUUGUUUUUUUUUAAACUCCAGAAAUGGACACAAUUGACCCUGAGUGCUGCCUCAUAUUCCUACAAAACCAUGACACUGGAUCUUGUAAUUGACUCUCUGUGUUCAUUUAUCUCUGUCUUUAUAUCAUUGUAAUGUGAUUAUAUAGCUUAUUUAAGUGUUAAUUCAAACAGAAAUCGGUUGUCAAAUGAAUCACAUCACAGGAUGAUAAGGUUAAAUCGAGUCUGGAUGCUCAUUACCUGAAGUACCUCAUUUACAGCAUUUCUCCUUUCCUCAGCAGGUUUCCUUUCUUUUUAGGUGUGAAUUAUUUAAUAAUAUAUCUGUUUAAACAAAAUAAAAUAACUCUUUUUUUUUUUUUUUUUUUUUUUUUUUUUUAAGG